AUGUAUGGCCAUCUAAGUGGUGUCAAACAAGAUAACGAGCAGUUAGCGUGGUCUGGUACCAAUUGUUUGGAAAAUCUCGUCAUAUCCAUUGGCAACACGUUCUCCGAAGACGUCUGGGAAAAGACAUGUCAAUGUGUAAAGACGAUAUUUGAAUCAACCGUACCUCACGAACUAUUGAAAUGGUGGAGUCCACCCACACCUGAUGUCACUCCUCCGUCAUCACCACUCAAGAUAAUGUUACCUGUCGACCUGGCGCUGUUACAACAAAUGGCUGUAGAAAUUUCGAGGUCCGAAUAAUCAAUAACCUUACCCUGUUUGCGCUAGAAGAAGGUUUUCGAUUUCUUCAACGCGUUCCAGGCGCCUUUUCUAAAAACGCCAUCACUCAUUUUUGGCAAUGGUAAAACGAACACGGUAGAAAUGAAAAGAAUGGCAAAUGAAAAAAAAAGA
Molecule: messenger RNA, 447 nt
Organism: Xenia sp. Carnegie-2017
Lineage: Eukaryota; Metazoa; Cnidaria; Anthozoa; Malacalcyonacea; Xeniidae
Product: brefeldin A-inhibited guanine nucleotide-exchange protein 1-like
Exons: 3
Coding region: 1-297 (98 amino acids)
Source: RefSeq, a predicted model, not a curated record